AUCGUAUAAAAACUGUGUUUGGGUAUUUUCAGGUGCACGUGUUGGAUCUGGAAACGAUCGGGUAGUGACAGCGAAGUUUAGACUGUUUAGAACGAUCGUGGACUGACAGUUGUGUGACAGCAUGGGAAAAAAGAAUAAAAAGGAAAAGAAGGGCAAGGGGAUCGAGAAGACUGCUCAGAAAACGCAGAAAAAGGCAGACAAACGAGCCAAGAAAGAGCUUGCUGAGAAGGGAGAGGAGGACAUCGAGAGUUUGAUUGCAGAGUUUCAGUCAAAGGAUAAGAAACUCACACAAGUCAUAGAAGAAAAAUGUGGUCCCCCUUCACCAAGAUGCAAUAUGUCACUGACGGCCCAUCCAGAGAAGGAUGAACUUAUCAUGUUUGGAGGGGAAUACUACACAGGGAAUAAGAUGUUUUUGUACAAUGACUUGUAUUUCUACAACAUCAGGAAGAAUGACUGGCACAAGGUGACAUCCCCCAAACAGCCCCCUCCUCGCAGCGCCCAUCAGGCUGUGAGUCUCCACCAGGGCGGGGGGCAGGUGUGGGUGUUCGGCGGGGAGUUCUCCAGCCACACGCAGUCCCAGUUCUACCACUAUAAAGACCUGUGGGUGCUGCAUCUCAAGAACAAGCACUGGGAAAUGAUCAACUCCCCAGGGGGUCCAACAUCUCGGAGCGGUCACAGAAUGGUUGCGGUCAAGAGGCAGCUGAUAGUGUUUGGUGGUUUCCAUGACAACACCAGAGAUUACAAGUACUACAACGAUGCCUAUGCCUUCAACAUGGAUACUUACACAUGGGCCAAGCUGGAAGUGUCGGGGACUGUCCCGUCCCCUCGAUCAGGUCAUGUGAUUGCUGCCGUUCCUGAACUCUCCAAGGUCAUUGUUUACGGAGGGUACAGCAAGGAGAAGGUCAAGCGAGAUGUGGACAGAGGGGUGACCCACGUGGACAUGUUCGCCCUGAUGCCGGAAGGGCGUAUCAAGGAUGGCUCUGUGCCAGUCAAGUGGCGGUGGACAACAGUCAAGCAGAGCGGAAAACACCCCAGCACCAGAUGUGGCCUGUCAUUGACUGUUGCCCCUGGUAACAGAGCUGUCUUGUUUGGAGGUGUUUUCGAUGAGGAUGAAAGUGAUGAACAAAUGAAGAGUGCCUUUUACAAUGAUAUGUACCUGCUGGAGGUGGAGAAGGGAAGAUGGCACAGCAUUGCACUCCGGGGGAAGAAGGAUGAGGGGGAGAAGAAGAAGCGCCGCAAGGAGAAGGGGGAGGAAGAUAUGGAGGGGGAGGAGGAGAUGGAGGUUGCAGAGGAAAGUCUGGAGAACUUGUCACUCAAGAAUGAAUCUGGGGACAAUGGUGCCGAGGCUUCAGAGACUACGUAUGAUGAUGGUAUAUUCAAAGUGACGAUCGGCCCACAAGGGGGCGCUGUUGAUGAAGAUGGGGAGCCCAUAGAGAGUGGAAUGGAUGUGGAUCUGUUCAAGCCCUCGCCGCGGAUGAAUCCUCUCAUGACUGUCAAGAACGGUGUGCUGUACAUGUACGGGGGAAUAUACGAGGACGGAGACAAACAGCUGACGCUAGCGGACUUCUACUCCUUGGACCUGAACAAGGUCGAUGAAUGGAAGGUCAUCAUUGCUGAGGACAAGAAAUUACAGGUGUGGGAGGACUCAGAUUCUUCCGAUGAUGAGGAUGAUGCGAAGAUGGAUGAGGCCUGUGGGGGAGAGGAUGAUGAUGAUGAUGAUGACGAUGAUGACGAUGAUGAUGAUGAUUCUGACAUGGAUAUAUGUUUCGAUGAUGCACCAGCGCUGACGGAGGGUGAGUCGGUUUCCGACUACUUUGAGCGGACGCGUGAGUACUGGAUGACCAAAGCCCAGGAGUUCAGUGAUGAGGAAGGCCUGGGAGUGAAGGGGAAGACACUGGUCAAACUGGCUAGAGACUUGUGUAAAAGUGCCUGCAGUAACAGAUGAGGGGAGGUAACUCCUGGACUACUCUGUUGGAGCCAAGCUUUGUGGGAACUUUUGUGAAGGACUGCACAGUGAACUUCAUGAAUCAGGCUUUGGCAAUGGGGUGCACUGACAUCUGAGUGGCAUGUGGCAUGUAUGGAUGAAUUUGUUUGAGGAAAUUGUUAUUUUGAAAUUGACAAUCUGUUAGAUUAGGGAAAAAAAGAACCAAAGACUGAUGGGUCAUUAAGGGUUCAAGAUAUGUGACAACAGAUCACAAGGUGACACUUUACUUGUGGGUAAAAUAUAUUUCAUGUAAGACGAAAGCGUGGAUAGGUUUUUAACACCACUUUUAGCAAUACUACAGCAGUGACACAGAGGAGGCCACCAGAAAUGUAGAUGAAAGGGAAAUCUAGAUUCAAGAUGGGUGAAAUAAGAGUCAUGGCAUGUGUUGUGACUCCAUCACCAGAGUGAUAAGGAUGUUGCAGAGUAAAGAGUGUUGGUUUGUUUGUUUGUUGUUUUACGCCGCACUCAGCAAUAUUCCAGCUAUAUGACGGCGGUAAAGAGUGUUGGUAACUGGCCUGUAUGAGAAGCCUUCUGUACAGCAUGCAACACACGUGUUUGGACAGGUAAAGGUUAUGCUACUGUUUAAGAUUUCUGUGUGUCUUCGUAAAUGUUGCUGUUGUUAUUGAAUGAGAAUGGGUGUAUUUAGCUUUUAAUCACACAUACUUUUGUGUUUAAGAAAAUCUUUACUUAGCAUGAUACGUUAUUGUGGAAACUCCAAAAUAUUGCCACUGUCACACCAUGUGUCCUCUUUGAUGCAAUAUGUGUAGAAUGGGGAAAAGAAGGUCAACCCAGGCCUGGCCAGAGAUCCUGGCUGAAAUCCUACCAAGCCUGGUGGAAGAUCCUGGCUGAAGUCUUCCUUGGCUUGGGUGAAUAUCCUGAGUGCUGGUAUUAUUGGUAUCUACCCCUUUACCCUAUGAAAUGUAUUGUGAAUUAUUUUUGUCCAUUUCAAUAAAUGUCUUUAUGCCGUC
Messenger RNA from Haliotis rufescens (red abalone), 2952 nucleotides. Its product is annotated as kelch domain-containing protein 4-like. Bases 122 to 1945 code for a protein of 607 amino acids. Gene Ontology annotation, molecular function: protein binding. The record is from RefSeq and is a predicted model, not a curated record. Lineage: Eukaryota; Metazoa; Mollusca; Gastropoda; Lepetellida; Haliotidae. The transcript is spliced from 12 exons.